Aspergillus ochraceoroseus IBT 24754 is the source of this 667-nucleotide messenger RNA. RefSeq lists its product as uncharacterized. The record is from RefSeq and is a predicted model, not a curated record. Bases 1 to 558 code for a protein of 185 amino acids. Lineage: Eukaryota; Fungi; Ascomycota; Eurotiomycetes; Eurotiales; Aspergillaceae. The transcript has 3 exons.
AUGCAGGUUCGCUGUCGCUCAGUGCAGUACAUUCCAAAGGCUGACUUGUGCCCCGGCUGGGUCCAUCUUCCCCCGGGCAGCCAGAAUGGCGGUGUUGCCAACAGCGGCCAGAGUGGAUGGAAUGGGUUUUUGCAGAUAUCCCCCAGACAAACAGGUCAAGUAUCACUACAUUCAACGUCAUGGACUAUUCGUUCUUCAACAUGGCCGGCUCCGCAAGCGGACCCGUGGCUCCUCACUGAGAACGCUUGCUAUCCCUCCACUCUGACACAGGACCCCGGCUUCGCUCUUCUGACCUGGGACCAUUACUAUGGAGCUGUGCCAGCGCGCCUACCUUACUCUGUCCCACCAACGUUGCAGUUCCUGGACGAAGAGUAUCCGAAAUUUGUGAGGGAUGAUCAAACUGACAAGAUCCUUGUCGACGAGGGCAAUUCAACUCGGAAGGCUACUGACGAGGAAAUGAAAUGUCAGACUGAUGAUUGCGCACAGGAACUGGAGGAGUACGACCAGGCAGUGGAAGAAACCAAAGAGGCGGCUAGGUAUCCCAAUUUAUGGAAAUAAACCAAUCGCCUUGAAUGAGUGAGCUCUGAACGAGGCUGUAAGGAGGGGCGUACCAAUAUAGCUUCUUCCCAACAAGCAUGAUAGACAAUUGUAUGUGUAGUGGGGAAAU